ACGCGGAUGGGUAACCCUUCCACUCUUACCUUCCUGAAAGAAAGUCGUUUUAGUAGAGAUUACUGUUACAAUAUGUAUAUAAAUACAUAUGUAGUAUAUGCAUAGUAUAUGCCUACCGUCUACCUGUUACAAUUCAACCCCUUGCCUGUCAUGUAAAUAUGUACUAUUUACAACACCACCUACAACAAUAUUGCAGAAGCUGAAGCUACAUAGUAAAAAUAUGGCGUCUAUUGUCAGUGAUUGUCAGCUGCAGUCAGCUGUUCGCUAACUACAUACAUGUCAUCCACGAAUAAAAAUAUAUAACAUACAAUUUGUGUGUGGAUACUAAUAUAGUAUAAAUCUCGAAACAAUACAAAGAUAAUAUAAGGAUUACGAAUGACGGCUGUUCUAAAAUAUUUUCCAAGUGACUUUGCAUUCGAAGUUAUUGUUUUAUAAGUGUAGAUAAAAAACUGAACAAUGGAAACGAUACGAAAGGAUUUGCUUGUGCCAGCAAAAUAUAUGAAAGUAACGGACGAAAGAAUUUGUUUGACAGUUCACAAAAAUUGGUUAACCAGUUUACACACCAUAGGCCCAAUUUCAUUUAAUUAUCAUGACAGAUUAACUGAAGAUGAAAUCGCAGCACAACCUGCAGUUGAAGAAUUGGGUUCCAACUGGAUUAGGGUGUACGUGAAAGUUUAUGAAAAAGAGCAUAAAUAUGCAAUUCCACUUCUAAGAGGAAGGCACUCAACAAGUAGAAAUACUCAGUCAGAUUUAACAUUUUCACAAUUGUUGCAUUAUGUAGUGGAAACAAAUUAUAGAAACUUAUGGAAAGAAUGUUAUAAGAAAUAUUACAAUCCAUGGAACUGUGUGGAACACAAGGAUCAGUGUAAUAUAACUGCUAAUGUGAGCGAUACGUCCAUCAUGCAAGAAGUAUUACAAAGAAUGUAUGGCUGUAGUUUAGUACAAAUUCAAAAUGGAUUAGUUUUAUCUGUAUUACCUGGUGUGACAACCGAAGCACAUUGUAAUCUUCUUCCAACAUUAUUUGCUAUUGAAACUGCUACUGCUUUUAUAAUAUUACACGAGCAAACUGCAGAAUAUUCUCUUCGUGAGUGCGUGAUGUAUAGUCCUGCUGCUUUAAGUACAAGUCAUGGAAAAUCAUUGUUCCUAAUAUAUCAACUUUUACAAUUGUAUAGAGACUUACAUGAUCGUGGCCUAGUGUUAGGUGAAGUUACCCUUAGUGAUAUAUUACUUAUGGAUAAUUUCACUAUUCAGGUGUUACCAAAAUUAAGCGACAAUAUAUAUAUAAAACCUGAAAAUCAAAUUCAUAAAGUUUCUACCAAUCAUGAAAUGAAAUGGAAAAAUUUUAGCGGGUACAAAAGAAAUGCUGAUAUAAUAUUAUCAAGUACCAUGUUACAAGGAAAUCCAAAAUUUGGAACAAACGAAAGCAUUGAAAAGUUGUGCGAAAUGUGGGUCUAUAAUUCCAUUAGUAAUUAUGAUUAUUUGACUGCAUUAAAUAAUAUAGCUGGUAGAAGAUACGGUGAUCCAAGUUGCCAUCAUGUUAUGCCUUGGGUCACAGAUUUCACAUCAAGAUGCGGUGGUAAUUGGAGAGAUUUAACCAAAUCAAAAUUUCGAUUAAAUAAAGGUGACAGACAGUUGGAUUUAACAUUUGAUUCACAAUCUGUGGAAGUUGGUCAUCAUGUUUCAGACGUAUUAUCAGAAAUAACAUAUUACGUCUAUCUUUCACGUCGUUAUAACAAAUCUGUUUUGUGUAAAAAUGUACGACCACAAUGGGUUCCAGGAGAAUACCCUGCAUCUAUACAAAGAUUACAUGAUUGGAGUCCGGAUGAAUGUAUACCACAAUUUUUUUCUGAUCCUAGUGUUUUUAAGUCCAUUCAUGAAGAUUUACCAGAUUUAGAAAUCCCUGCAUGGGCAACGUCACCAGAAGAUUUUGUAGAAAAACAUAGAGAAGCUUUAGAAAGUUUUUACGUAUCUGAAAGAUUACAUCAUUGGAUAGAUUUAACUUUUGGUUACAAAUUAUCCGGUUCGGCUGCAGUCAAAUCGAAAAACGUUUGCUUACAACUUGUUGACAAUCAUACUGGUUUGACGAAUUCUGGAGUUGUUCAACUUUUUACACAACCACAUCCGCAAAAAAUCAUCCCAUCGCCUUAUUGGUGUAAAAUUCCACCUCGAUUACGUUCAUCUUUUGUGAUUAACAAACACAAAAAUGAUCAGUGUGGGAAUAGAGGUAGCGAUGAUGAAGGUCAUAGUUCUGGAUUUGAAGAGGAAGAAUUACCAAUUUCGAUAUUAAAUACAUCUAAAUCAUCACCUUUGGUUUUAAGUCGAUUAUUAAGUCGUUCUCGCGGUUCUUUACUCUCUGCUGAAGAUACUAUCAAACAAGAUAAAUCCAUGAAUCAAGCAAUAGUUCUCCCCAAAGACUACAAUCCAGUUGCAGCUAUUACUCAAGUGGAAACUAUGCACACAUUUAUGAAUAAAGUGAGCUCUCAAGUUUAUAAACCAGAAAUUGAACUGCAUGAAUCAUGCAUUAAUUAUAAACAAAUAGUGGCUAGCGGACGUAUUAAAGAACAACAAAUACUUGGUUGUUUAAUUGUGGAAAUAUUUUUGUCCAACAAAUUCCGAGCAACAUGGAAUGUGGAGAAAGUGUCAUUUUCAAAAAGACUUAAUGUGUGUCUCAAUAUUUUAAAAACGUCAGCUGAUAGUUUACCUAAGUGUGUACGAAAUGCAGUGGCUUUAUUACUGCAAGUUGAUAUUAUACCAAAAAGUUACAAUGCUGAUAGCAUAGAUGUAAUGGAUACACCUUUUCGUUAUCCAACUAUUACUAAUAUGGGUUUACCGCCACCAUCAGCUCACCAAUUUUUGCAACCACUACUUUUCGGAAGUUUAUUACCGUUUUCCAAAUACUAUAAAUAUUUAUUCAAUAUUGUAGAAAUGUUACAAGAAUAUAACAGUUUGGUACGUGAGUUAAAUUUUGUAAUGAAAUCCGAGGAUGAUAUAGAUUAUACCCUUAAAACAAGGACGAGAUUUCUUUGCAAAAUCAGUGAAUGUAAAGUUAAAGCAAUUGCACGGGAAUUAGAACACUUAUUGUCUCAUAUUGGAAUUGCUAGGGAAGCUUUAGAACUGAUAAUGCCUCACAUACAGCAAGUAAUGGAAGAAUCAUACAGUGCUGUUUUAGCCGCUUGGUAUUUGUUUGACCCUAUUGCAAGAGCAUUAGGUCCCAAAGAUACUGCAGAGACAUUCCUUACAUCUAUCAUGAAAUUAUAUGAAAAUGGAUCUUUCAUGGAUAAUUCGUUAUAUGCUGACGUACUACCCUCCGGACUAGUUGCAAAAUUUAGAACUACACGUUUAUAUCAUAGAAAUUUUUUGUUAAAACUUAUAGUAAGAAUGGGUCUACGACGCUAUUUGGAAAAUUUUAUUACGCCUCUUGUAGAAGCAGUUGGAGGGUACAGAGAUUAUAUGCAGGGCUCUUCAACGUAUACUCACAAGACUGGCAAUCUUAAAAGCUGUGAUUUAAAUGAAAUUUGUAAUGACGGAGAAGGAAUCUUAUCACCUUUAGACGAAGAUUCUUCUGCAGGUUCAGAGCAUAUUUCUUUAUCACCUGGACCAGUAACAACUGAUUAUAUUCACAAUGUGAAUAUAGUUGACAAUGAUGUUCAAGAAGUAUUUACCAUGGAUGCAGAAGACAGUUCUUGGGUUCCCAUAAACUCUAGUACAACAUAUGAUAUUGAUUUACAUAUAGAUCUAAACUUGAAUCUCAAUGAUGAUUCAAAUGAAGACGGAAGUAAAAUUUCACCUCUCAGAUCAAUUAAAUCACCAACAAUUCCUAUACCAAAACCACUCAACUCUCGGAAUAAAUUAGCGAUAGAAUUUAAUAAUAUUGGAUGUAAUGUAGGAAGUAAAACUUCUAAUGAAGAAUAUGUAUACAAUGACUCUUAUGGUGGAUUUGCCGAGUCUGUUAAUAAUUUAGAUGAAAUUUACAAUGUAGAGGAACAAAAUCCUGUCAUAUUACAAAUAGAUGAUAUCAAGUCUGAUGCUUCAACACAUAAAGAUAUUCAGAUAGAUAACAUUUAUCAGAAAUCUACAUCGAAUGAAUGCACAACUUCAGAAAUGAGUGCAGGAUCUAUCAUUUGGUUGUCUCAUCGACUUGGUCCUGUUCUAACUGCUAGAUAUUUAUCACGUAAUUUAUUGAGAAUGCUUGCAUUAUGUUACACAGGAGAAGAAAAUUUAACGGUAAUCGAUGAUAGUGCAUUAUCUCUGCAAGGUAUUACUUGGAACAAAAAGGUUUUAGUUGGCGAUCGAAAUGCUGUGAAAGUUUUGGAGUGCCUUACAGCCAUUGCAGGACUGUACGGGGAACAAAUUAUAGUACUACAAUAUUUUGCACAUAUGGUUGAAUUAAUAGCCCUUUGUAAAAGGAAACUAACGCAAAAUUUGGAAGGAGGUCUUAUUUCAUGCUUAACUCUUCUAAAUCAUAUUACAUCAUAUCUUAAUGAUGCAACCUUAAUGGAUUGCCUUCAUGAACCAAUAGUUAAAGCAAUACUGUAUCCUACAGUUCGUGUAUUAUCAUCUACAAAAUUUACUUUCCCUAAUGGUGUGGUGGCACGCUCUGUACUAGCAGAAAAAUGUCUUGAGAUUAUAUUUAUGUUUAGCUUACGAUUGGGAAGUGUUGUUAUAAAGAAUCAUCUGGCUGUUCCAAUUCAGCGAUUUUUCUUGGCGUUUGAAAAAUCAUUUAAUCCAAAUGUUAUAGGAAAUUCGAAAAGUGAGAUUAAUCAAAAAACGGUAAACGAACAGUUUUCCAGGGCAAAAUGCGUAAAUGAUGAAAAUAAAGAUACGCGCGGAUUUCAAUCAAACUUCAACUCAGAUGUUGCUGAUUCUUAUUCUCCGCCGGUUAUUGAAACCAUGGACAUAUCAGAUUAUCAGAAAAAUAAAGCACUUGAAGAACUAAAAGCAGUAUUUACAAUAGAAUUUGCUCAUAAAGCAUAUAUGCUCUUUUAUAAGUGUAUCGAUAGUGAAGUAAUGGAACAAAUACUUAAGAACUAUGGACAUAUACAUCACUUAUGUCAAAAAUAUGAACAAGACAUCAAAAUAAGUACAUCAAAUAUUGACGAUACCAAAUUGAGCACCUCGUGUAAUACUGAUUACAACGUGACAGAAACUGCAGGAGGAGUGCAUAAAGAAAUUUCAAAUUUUGGAAAUAUAUCGGUAGUGGGAAAUAGAUUCGCGAUAGAGAAGAACAACGUUGGGGAUUUGACAACAACCGAAAAUACGGGUAAUCGAGAUGCUAUUUCCUCGUAUACUGGCAGGCAAUUACGAGGAAAUUGGUUAGCAUACUGGGAACAUGAAAUCGGAAGAUCCGAUAAAGAUGUAACAUUUAAUAUCAAGCAAAUAAAGCUUCAAACAUUCAGUGGGCAUACUAAUAGUAUUAGAUGUUUAUCUGUAUUAGACAAUGAGAACAGUUUUAUAAGUGGUGGAAGGGAUAAAACUGUAAAACUGUGGAGUUUAAGAAGUCAGGGUGAUGGAAACACAGUUUCAUCCUGCCAAUACACUUAUACAGGGCACAAAAAAUCAAUUCUUGCUCUUACUUUCUUAGAAUCGUUAAGAUACGCGGUCACUUGCGAUGGCACAAUACAUUGUUGGGAUCCUUUUAUGGGAUCUCUUCUUGGAUGUCCAGAAAACUCUCGACCAGUUCCUGUAAAUACUCUAAUAGCUAGUCCCUCCCCGUUUACGACGUUGCUCGUAGGAACUACUGAUAUUACACUCAGAGUCAUAGAUUGCAGAACUUUUCAAUAUGUCAACGAAAUGAAAGUAUCCGUGAAUCCAACCGGUUUAAUUAGAUGCAUAGCAGUAGCACCUAGCGGUUACUGGGUAGCCUUGGGUCAAGCAUCAGGAUUUUUAACAGUUUUAGAUACUCGAACUGGUCUUAUUAUUGCAUCUUGGAAGGGUCAUGAAUGCGAAAUACUACAGCUAGAGACAAUAAAUGAAACCACUAUAGUUAGUUCUUCGCUAGAUGAGACGAUUGCGGUAUGGAGUGCACUGGACGGAAAACUGAAAUUUCAUAUGAAAGGAACAACCGAACCAGUUCAUUGUAUGUCCACUUAUGAGCAAGAACUUGUUAUAGGAACAACUGCGAAUCGUGUAGGUGUUUUUACAUCUAUCGAAACAACAGCUGCAUUUUCGUCAUCAAAAUUAAAAUCAGAUACCUUUAAAGGGCUUCUUACUACAAUGGCGAUUCUUCCCCUUAAUCGAUUAUUAUUAUUAGGUGCAGAUAAUGGCGGUAUUACAUUAAUUUGUUGAACUUCGCAUAUUAUUUAAACAAAUUAUUUAGUAAACCCAUUCAGUAAGUAAAGCCAAGUAAAAAUUGUUAAUUUUUAUUUACAAAUCAAAUCGCAUUCGUCAAUUACUUUUUAUAUAUCCAUGUUAUAUAUAAUAUGCUCACGAUAUUAAAAGAAACUCACCUUAUAUAUAAGCAAUAUCAGUUCUUGUUCCGAGCACUUUUAAAGCAAGAUCAGAAGACAUUUUGUGAACACCAAUAUCCGCUAAUAUCUCUUUUUCUAUAAUUUCGUUAUUGCUGUUUAGAGCCUCUAGCAGUAACAUCGCUGAGCCCAAUAGAAUAUUUAAUAAAAUACACGCUUCUUUGAUCCUGGAAUGUAAGUUAAAUAAUUAGACAUAGUAUGCAAUAAUAGCUGAUGAAAGAAUAUAGUUUAAAUUGACUAUGUUACAACGUGUAGAACUAGCAAAUUUUGAUAUUUGAUUUUUUAUUGUAAGUAGUUAGUGACUAGCAAUCUAUUACAUGUAAGUACUAUAUGUAAUGAUGGCCAUAAGUAUUACUCAUGCAAUCCGAGCUCGAAAUGUAUAAACAUAUACCGAGCCUUAACAAAAAUAAGUCAAUUCGAGUAUCUGUGAUGUAUGAACAUCUGCAAACAAAAUUGUAAUCUAGUGGUGUUCAAAUCUAACCCAGGCCAAGUUUAGUUUCUACACAUAAACGCCGGGUCAAACAAGUUCACGUUCCAUAAACUGUAUGUUAUAUUAGACUGCAUGUUUUAUAGAUUAUAUAAGAUGCUAAGCAAUAUUUAAGCAGAGGAUGUUAAUACUUGAAAAUAUGCAUAUAACAGAUUACAUGUAAUCCUCUAAAAUUGCCUUGUAAAAUGCAUCCUUAGGUAUAAACUGUAAAUGAUGCAUUUUUGUUGACAGAAAAAAUUCGUGUAUCUGGGAUAUCACAAUGUCAUCAAUAGGAUUAGAUACAAUUACUAAGAACUUAGUUUUUACAUAUGUGAUAAUUAUGACUCUCUUAAUAAAUACAAACUUUUUAAAACAAGA
Megalopta genalis is the source of this 7308-nucleotide messenger RNA. RefSeq names its product WD repeat domain 81 (gene Wdr81). The record is from RefSeq and is a predicted model, not a curated record. Gene Ontology annotation, cellular component: mitochondrion. Gene Ontology annotation, molecular function: protein binding; phosphatidylinositol 3-kinase regulator activity. Gene Ontology annotation, biological process: aggrephagy. Lineage: Eukaryota; Metazoa; Arthropoda; Insecta; Hymenoptera; Halictidae.